Messenger RNA from Tigriopus californicus, 2071 nucleotides. Its product is annotated as heparan sulfate glucosamine 3-O-sulfotransferase 1-like. Lineage: Eukaryota; Metazoa; Arthropoda; Copepoda; Harpacticoida; Harpacticidae. Gene Ontology annotation, molecular function: [heparan sulfate]-glucosamine 3-sulfotransferase activity. The record is from RefSeq and is a predicted model, not a curated record. The transcript is spliced from 2 exons. Bases 634 to 1695 code for a protein of 353 amino acids.
UGAAGCGAGACAUUCAAAUUUGACAUACAUACAUAUGCACAACUCGAAAUUGGAUCCGUUGGGAAUUCUUGCGUUGGUUCUUUUCUGUUGGUUUACUCACUAGAUGAUCUUGAGUUGGAUGAAAGCGAAACAGCCCCAUGCUCAAUUGUGUUUCGUUUUUGUUUAUGAAUAGGGCAUCAGCAAUGUAGAAGAUCUUUACACAUCUGUGAUUUACUUGUCUGACGAAAAAAUGAGCCUCUUUCCCUGCACCACUAACUGAAUGAGACCAAGAGCUUCUGAGUGUCUUAUCAUUUCUACUCCUUCACUCUCGAUCCAAGCGUUGUAGUCAGACGACUUGGAGUUCAAAGAGAAAAAGACUCUCUUCUGUUGAAACGAAGUUGACCGAUUGGAAUUAUUCGAUAUAAUGGUCUGACAGGUCUGGGAUAAUCAACAAUCCAGAGAAGGAUUAUUCGACAGUAGUGUUGUUGAAAAGCUUGUCCAUCGCUGUGUUGAUGUUGAUUUUCCCCCAAAUUCCCGACAGUUGGAGGGAGAAACCCAUCGUGUAAGGAGCAAGAAACAGCGCUCUAGGAACUGGACGCGCUCAAACAGAGACACCAAGCCAUUCAUCCAUCCAGCCAUCGACGUAAAGUGAUCAUGAAAACAUUCGAAAAGUAUACCCCACUCUUUUUGAUUCUUUCAAUUCUCGUCAUGUCCAACCUGACCUGGGCAUGUCGGAGGGCUGAUCCUCCCAAAUCCAAAUCGUCGAGCAUGCCCUUGGAAGAUGACCAGAAAAAGAUCAUUGUCAAAGAGUCGGAAGACUCAGAUAUUGAUCCUGAUGAAACCGAGGAAGACACAGCUCAUGAUGACCAAGACUUUGAUUUGAUUUGUGAGGGAUAUGUGCCUCCAACUAUGACUCAACACUUGCCUCAAGUCAUCAUCAUUGGCGCCAAGAAGGGUGGUACCAGAGCUUUGAUCGAAUUUUUGAAGCUCCAUCCCCAACUGAAGGCGGCUGGACCGGAAAUCCAUUAUUUCAACAAGAAUUACGACAAAGGCGUUGAUUGGUACAUUUCCCGAAUGCCCCCGGCGGAGAAGAACAAUCUAGUCAUGGAAAAGACUCCCGGUUACUUUCAUCACCCGCAAUCUGCCCAACGUUUGUACGAAACUACCAAGGACUCGAAACUGUUGCUGAUCCUCCGGGAUCCCGUGAAACGACUCGUGUCGGACUAUAAUCAAUUCAGGUCGAAGAAUCUAGCUGAGGGUAAGACCUACCCGAUGUUGGAGGAACUUGUCUUCAAUAAGGAUGGAUCCGUAGAUAUCACUUACCCGCCUUUGCAACGCUCCAUAUAUCAUCAUCACAUUUCUCGUUGGUUCAAAUAUUUCCCUAAGGAGCAGAUUCAUAUCGUCCACGGCGAAUCCUUUAUCAAGGAACCUUGGAGCGAACUUCGCAAAGUGGAGCAAUUCCUCGAUGUCCCCACCGUCAUUACCGAGGACAAUUUUUUCUUCAACCAAACCAAGGGCUUCUAUUGCGGAAAAGAGAUGCGAACCACAGGCGUUUGGGAUUGUGUUAAACGAAAAUGUCUGAGCAAAUCCAAAGGCCGUCCCAAGCCACCGUUGGCCGAGGGAACGUUAGACAAAUUAUACAGAUUCUUUGCCGAGCAUAACAAGAUCUUCUACGCCCUUGUUGGGCACGAUUAUGGCUGGAAACCCAAGGAAUAGCCGUGAAAGUGUUAUCAUGGCUUCCCUCGGUUUCCAAUGCAGCCAGAGACGAGGAACCUUGUGCAAACAUGAGCACGUUCCACUCCCUACGCCAUUAAUUUCCUCCUGAAUUUGAAUGAGGUUGCCUUUAUUUUACAAAGGCUUGUCCUAUUUGAUACUCGUACUAUCGUAUGAAUAAAAGAUUGGCAUAUUAAUGAUGCGAAAUUGUCUUAUCCAAAACUCUAUUAACAUUUUGUAAGUAAGGAUAUUGAGCAUCUUUCAACUUUGAAUGACAACGCUCAAUAAAUCAAUCCUGUUGGAUGCUCCUUCGGAACUCGAUCAAAAUUGCAUGGUAAUUACUUGGUGAAUAUCAGUUCCCGACUUUUUUUCCUUUUAG